Messenger RNA from Vittaforma corneae ATCC 50505, 990 nucleotides. RefSeq lists its product as uncharacterized. Gene Ontology annotation, biological process: nucleotide transport. The coding region runs from base 1 to 990 and encodes 329 amino acids. Gene Ontology annotation, molecular function: ATP:ADP antiporter activity. Gene Ontology annotation, cellular component: membrane. Lineage: Eukaryota; Fungi; Microsporidia; Nosematidae. The transcript has a single exon. The record is from RefSeq and is a predicted model, not a curated record.
AUGGCUGAAGUAGAAAAUCCCGUAGAAUCGGGAGUUUCAACAAAUCAAAAAUACACACCAAGGACCGAGGAGGAGCUUGUAGUAGCUGCUGAUACGCUUAAGAAAACAUCUUGGCUUGGCUAUUUCUUUACUAUCCUUCCAGAGGAGCGCUUAAGAGUAACCCUUUUUGCCAUUAUGUUUUGCACGAUUUCCUUCACAUACGCUUUUCUAAGGCUCUUCAAGGAUAGAGUCGUAUAUGCAGUUUUAGACAAUACUGAUACAAAGAACUGGCUCAAGCUUCUUACGUUUGUUGUUACUCAGCUUCUAGUCAUUUUCUGUCAGAACAUAUCCUCUAAAACAGACUUCAACAAUGCUUUUAGAAUUAUGACAAUGUGCUUCACCGUUUUCUUAGCCAUUAAUGCUUUGCUUAUGAUGGCUACGAAGUAUAUCCAACCUAAUGACAUAUUCAGCGAUUUGCUCUUCGUAUCUGAUUCCUUGACAGUGAGAGGAUUGAAUGGAUUUUAUCCUCUUUGCAUUGUCCUUAAUCAAUAUGUGUACUCUGCAUUCUAUAUCCUUGCAGAGGUUAUAGGAUCUAUGAUGGUAUCUUUCUGCUUCAUGACAUACGUUAAUAACAAUACAAGUGAAAAUCAAAAUAAGAGGUUUGUAAGAACACUUUUAUUCUUCUCUAAUAUUAGUUCAUGUUUCGCUGGUCUUGGCUACAAAUUCUGGAGUGAUAUAUACAAGAAGAAGCCGAAAGCUGACUCUGACAUAUACUAUUUUAUUUUUCCAUUUUGCGCUAUAGCUUUGUAUGUCUUCGUCCUUUUCAUAAAGAAAAUUGUUGAAAAGGAGCUUCUCAAUUUGGUGGUUAUUCCUUCUGGCGCUCCCAAGAAAUCCGCCUCCAAGAAAAAGAAGUUGGAUUCAGAGAUUCCAUUUAUCUUAUGGUUAACUCUAAGUUACUUCUUUCCAUGUGUGCCGUUGCUUUCUUCUACAACUUUUCCACUAAUCUUUUAG